Messenger RNA from Microstroma glucosiphilum, 5520 nucleotides. RefSeq lists its product as hypothetical. The transcript is spliced from 4 exons. The record is from RefSeq and is a predicted model, not a curated record. Gene Ontology annotation, biological process: error-prone translesion synthesis; error-free translesion synthesis. Lineage: Eukaryota; Fungi; Basidiomycota; Exobasidiomycetes; Microstromatales; Microstromataceae. Gene Ontology annotation, cellular component: nucleus. Gene Ontology annotation, molecular function: deoxycytidyl transferase activity; DNA-directed DNA polymerase activity; damaged DNA binding. The coding region runs from base 1 to 5520 and encodes 1839 amino acids.
AUGGCUCGAGUCGGCAAGAGCAGAGCCACGCGCUCGCUGCGUGUCCCUUCCUCACUCCUCUUUGCUGCAGUGCUGCUUCUCCUGGCCAGUCCCGAAGCUCGGGCCGCAGAUGUCAAGAGUUCCAAUCCGCUGAAUUGCGAUCACCCGCUUGUGAUCAAUGGAGUCACAUACGACCUAUCGCCCCUAGCCGCCCUUGCCCAACCUAUCAUCCUCACUUCCUCCCUCCCCACCCCUCCUUCCGUAACCCGCACCUCCGUCUCUCUAAACGUCUGCGCCAAGCUUCCACCCCCUUCCUCCUCCACACCCGCAGACGAAGCCUGUCCCAGCUCCUCCCGCAUCUGCCAAAUCAUCUCCUCUGCCAGGGGCUCCAGUCCAGAGGUCAUCACUCAGGUGAUCCCACUCGCGACAGAAGACUACGGUUAUGAAGUCACACUAGGGGACCGUGACGGUAGUGGUGGUGAGCAGAACCUCGAAUGGGAGUUCCACGGUCCUACAUACGCGGGGAGGCGGCAGGAGGUGGAGAUCAAGAUGGUUUGUGACCCAACGGCUUCGGCUGCUGAUGCGGGUAAGCUGGAAUGGAGGGGGUACGAGAGUCUAGAGGGAAAGGCAAAGAUUUAUUGGAGGAGUAGCGUGGCUUGUCCUGCAAAGAGGAGCGAUGGGUCCUCGGGAAGUGGGAGUGGAGGGAGUAGCGGGGGAGGGAGUGAUGCAGGGGGAGGGUGGGGAUUCUUCAGCUGGUUCUUCUUCCUAACCACCAACGGUAUGGUGUUGCAGAAAUCCCACAUCGGGACUUUUGGCGAGAGGCCCCGUAUCUCGUACAACCAGGACGAUGAUGAUGGUGAUGAUACCCGCGAGGAGAAGGAACAGAAGCAGAAUGCGCCUUCCUCGUCCUUUGGAGCGGAGGAUGAUGCGGCCUUCCUCGAUGCACUCGCUGCUUGGCCGCUGACUCAAGCUGUUGGAGUUCAUGAGUCUAGGUCGAUCAAAGUUAAUGGAGAGGAACAAGAAGCAAUCCCCACAGAUCUGAAGAGGGGCGUUCCUGAGGAAGAAGAUGGGUCAAAGAUGGCGACCAUGAAGCUUUCCGAGGUGCUACCAGAGCACUACAAUGGCCAAGGUCUGCCGAGAGGUGGCGGCACGUCGUGGCGUAAGCGUGCUCGCUUUUCAGAAGCUGAAGAUCACUCCGAGGCCGUCGCAGAAGAGGCAAAGAAUGCCUCCUCGGCUGCACCCACUUCGUGCUACCUGCAAAGUGGCGCAUACGAUGCGCUCAAGUUUGGGGAUUUCAGCACUUACAUGCGCAACAAGCGAGCGAAGCUAAAGGUGCAAGAGCAUUCUCUCAAGGAGCAAGAAGAGGCCCUAUUAGCUGCUGUUGGCUCAUCAGCAUCUACGGCCGAGAUUCCCUCAGCACCCCCGCUGUUUCAAGGCUGCACAAUCUAUAUCAACGGGCAUACCGUGCCGCCUUAUGCCGAGCUGCGACGCCUCAUCGUCCUACACGGAGGCAACUUCAUGGCCUAUCUUGAUCAAAAGUCUCCCGUUACACACAUUGUCGCUUCCAAUCUCACUCCAAAGAAAAGGGUCGAAUUUGCAGCUUACAGGGUCGUCACGCCCCAAUGGAUUACGGAGAGUAUUCGGCUUGGGAAGAGGUUGGCAUGGCAUGACUUCAAGGUUGAGGCCGAUGCCGGAGGGGCGAUUGGGAGCGCAAAGCUGCCUGGUGCCAAGCCACUGGUGCAAGCGGGAAAUGCUGCAAGUUCGGCCACUGGACAGGGUAUGUCCUCGUCCUCGUCUUCUUACCUCGCGUCUGGCCAAGUAGGACAGAAGUCACUGGGCGCUAGGGCGGGCGCUUCACCAUCGACCUACCUAGCCGAUGCUACUCCCUGGGGGCGAGUGUCUGCCCAAAAAAAGCUGACGGGGCUGCAGCGCACGCGUGGCGCUGAGAAGACAAAGAAAGGCGAGAAAUCAAGAAAUCCGUCAGGAGCAAUCGAAGCUUCGAAGUCGACGAGCCCUACAAAGCCAGACGUACCGCCGGCUCUAGCCGCCGAAGGCACGGUUCCGCCCGAACAAGACGACAAGCAGGUGAUUCAAGCUGAUCUUGAGCCGAUGGAGCCGACAGCCGAAGGACAGCAGGAGCAGGCUCCGGAAAAGGAGACCCCGCCAAGUGGACCCCCUCUCACCCCUGAGGAUAUGGAGUGGUUACGGAAUGUUGAGACACCACCGAAGCCCAAAGCCAAGACGGGACAUGACGCAAGGGAUGUGCAGCAGCUGAAUGGAUCAGCUGAAGUGGCAGAUCCUGACCCUGUCAUCAAGGAUGCGGCUGGAGCAGUGGGGCUCUCAUCCAAUAUCAGUCCCGUAAAGCCUGAAGGCACUGAGACAUCCGCACACCCUGUGACGCCCACUAGAGUCAAGUCAUUGGAAGCGACAAUAGGGACAGACCCACCAAGUCGCAAAGCGGCCGAAGCAGCGGGGUUUACGCACCCCGGUCAUCCUUACUCGAAGCGCCCAUCAAAUACUCACGCCGCGAGGCUCCUGGCAUCCCCUUCCUGGCGUGAGCAGAAUACAGCCACGAGCGAAUCCUUCUUAUCUGGCUUCUUCGCAAAGUCUAGAUUGCAUUACCUGAGUACUUGGAAAGGCGAGCUGAAGGAUUUGGUCAGUCAGGCUCUCAAGGAUGCCGGUAAGGAGGAGGGUAGUCAGACCCUGCCCAAGGGAAUGCACAGAGUCAUUAUGCACGUCGACUUCGACAGCUUCUUCGUCAGCGUUGGCUUACGAGACCGCCCAGAUCUCAAGGACAAGCCAGUCGUGGUAUGCCAUGCUGGCUCUUCCGAAGGUAUUGGGGCAGGUGAGAACAGCACCUCUGAGAUUGCUUCGUGCAAUUACAUUGCUCGAGAAUUUGGGGUCCAGAAUGGCUGGAGCUUGGGUCGUGCUCGUCAAUUAUGCCCUCAUAUCCAUCCGAUCCCGUACGACUUUGAAGGGUACAAAGACAUAUCGAUCGUCUUCUAUGCGCUACUACUUGCCCAUGCGGACGCAAUAGAAGCCGUAUCGGUCGACGAAGCUCUGAUCGACGUUUCCAGGCUACUUCACUCGAUGCGAGAAGCUCGGGACCGUCCGCUUGACGAGGAAUGCGACGAGGAGCGUCGCGCUUUAUUGUCCGCUUACAGAGGUCACGUCAGUAGUCAAGGAGUGCAUUGGACGGAGGAAAAGCAGUUGGCAGAAGCGCUGCGAGAUGUAAUCCGGCGUCAGACGCGCUGUGAGGCCAGUAUCGGGAUCGGCGAGAAUGUACUCCAGGCUCGUCUGGCUACGCGGUACGCAAAGCCCGGCGGCUCGUACCAUCUACGGGCCGAGGAUCUAGAGACCUUCCUGGGCAAGCUCGAUAUCGACGAUUUACAAGGUGUAGGCUACAAUACUCGCCGCCGCUUCGAGACCGUCUUUGGCACGUCCAACAUUGCCGAGCUCAAGAAAUCUGCCUCCCAAUCUCGCUUCGUAGCUGAACUUGGACCCAAGCUUGGAAAGCAAGUGUGGGACAAGAUGUAUGGUCUCGACCGCGCUGAGCUCGAAGGUGCCAAGCAGAGGCAGAGCGUGGGUGCGGCAGUCAACUAUGGUAUUCGUUUUGCCAAUCAGGACGAGGCAGAGAAAUUCGUGCGCAAUUUGUCGCAAGAGGUGUCGAAUCGUCUCGUCAAGUACAAGCUACGAGGGCGUCAGCUCAAUACGAUUAUCAUGGUGCGAGACCCAGCUGCUCCAGUCGAAGCGCCCAAGUUCCUUGGUCAUGGCAUCUGCGACGUCCACAAUAGAGGUCAAGCAAUGAGCGGACCUGGGGGCGUAGCCACGAACGAGCCCGAUGCCAUCUUCAAGGUCGCUUGGAAGUUGAUCAAGUCGCUAGGAGCGGAUGCGAGAGAGUUGAGGGGAAUUGCAAUGAGCUGUACAAAGCUUGAGCCAACGGAGACUUUUGGCCCACCGAAGCCACGUGCAGGCCAGUCCUUGCUCAAUUUUCGAGCGGAAGUCUCGCCGACAAAGCAGCCGACAGCGGCCGUCGUGGCCCCAAGUCCUUUGCGAUCGUCUGUGAAACGGGCAGAUGUUGCAGAGCAAGAAGUGCAUAUCAUACCGCCUAGCGAGAAGGCUUCCAUGCAGCGAGGCAGAGCUGGGCUUACUGAUCAAGAAGCCGAAGACGAUGAGGAUGAUGAAGGAGAAGAGACGUUACAAGCUGGUCCUUUCGAGCAGAUACACAGUCAGAGCCAGCGUCAGCUCACGCCCUUGCCAGAGCGUCCACCGAGUCCUCAUGUCAACAAGCGCCUCCACGUCGCGCCGUCUGGACCCGCACCGUCUCGAGCACGCUCGGCCGAGCCGAUCUUGCGCAGCCAAGAGAGACAGGAUCAGUCUAGAUCGAACACAAGCUCAGAAGCGCUCGCACUACCCACAAUGUCUCAACUCGACCCUUCUGUGCUGUCCGAGCUUCCGCCAGCCAUACGAAGGGAGGUACUGAGAGAGUCGAAGCGAUUAGCAGCAGUAGGCUCGUCUGCUUCCAGUGGGAGAGAUCUUGCCCUGCCUGGUCCGGCAAUGACGCGCUCUUUGUCCUCGUCACCUGCCAAGGCCAGGAAGACGGCUUCUCCAUCACAUCAGCGCAUACUACCCUUUGUCACUACCCGCAGUAACGCCCUCCCACCCCUUCCAGCACGCCUACGCUCCGAAAAGCCUCAAACCCUCGCCCCACCUCAACCAGCCUGGAUCAAGGACCCAUCAAAGGCAACACGCGCGCAGCUCCUCGAGCUCGAAAUCGACUAUGACGUCUUUCGAGCCCUGCCGGAGGGGAUGCAGCGCGAGACGCUCCUCGAGCACUCGCGCACGCUGAAGGGAAAAGAGGCAAGGUCUAAAUUGGCUGCGCAUAGGCAAGAGAGGACGUUGGCAGAGGAGAGACGGGCGGAGAGACAGAGGGCGGCAGCUCAACUCACCGCCGCCUCCUCGAAUGUCGCGUCUGCUCUGGUGAACGGUAGCAGCGAGAUUGCCCCCCUCGAGCUCGGUCCUCGUGCCAGACGCGUCGCUCAGUGCGAGGAGCAGGCCGGCCUUCUCCCACGGAUCCGCGAUCGCUCAGCGACGGAAGAGGUACAGGAGCUGCUCAGUAGCUGGAUCCGGCGACAUGCGAUGCAGAGACCUAGGAGUAACGAUGUAGCCAAAUUCUCUGCCUUUCUCACUAGGUGCAUCGCCGGUAGUGACGGACGUGCCGCUGCCGAUUUGGGCGCAGGGUUUGCCAAGGCCAAGAAGGCGAGCUCGACUCCAAGCUCAGUGGAGGUAGUCCUCGUAGGUAGCACGAUGGACGAUCUGGAAAAAGUGGAGCAGCUGCUGCGCCACUGGCAAAACGAGCUCAGGGAUUUAGUGGGCCUGAAGAUCGACUCUUCGAGCGGCAGCGGCGAUGAGGAAGAUCUGAGAGGGAUGCAAAGGAAUAGCAAAGCUCGUGAAGGGUGGUGGGAGGCUUUUGAGUCCGUACUCGAUGAGGUGAAUCGGAUCGUGCAAAGGAGAUUCGGUGGGAGUUUGCGGCUGGUGUAA